AUGUUUAAAGAAAUUAUUUUAUUUAUUUGUGUAUUAUUGGUGACUGGUACCAUUGUCAAUGGUCAAAAUUGUAAUAAAGUAACAAAAUUGGGUUGUGUAGGUUUAAAUGAAGAAUGUAAUGAAGAAAAUGUUUGUGUUUAUGGAUUGGGAUGUUUACAAAAUCCAAUGUAUCCAAAUAACAAACCACCAAUGAGUGUUGAAGCAUCGGCUGUUGACAAUAGUCAAAACUUUAGUCCAGUUCCAGCAACCAUUUGUCAACUUUUGGGUAACAUUGGUGACCCAUGCGCCAAUAGUGAUUAUUGUAAGAUGCCACUUGUCUGUACCUCUGCUUCCUCUGGUAAUACCAAAACUUGUCAACAAGUUGAAUAUCAACAAUUAGGUGGUGAUUGUGGAUCAGAUACAGAUUGUAUGGAAACAUUGGAAUGUUCACCAUUUGAAAAAGUUUGUAUUCCAUCAUUGUCUGAUUCCAAUGUAAGAAAUGGUCAUCAAUGUCUUUAUGAUAUCCAGUGUCCAUACAAUAUGUAUUGUAAUACCACCAUGACCCAAUUUAGAUGUAUCGACCGUGCCACUGUUGGACAACAAUGCGGUAGCAUCAUGGGUGAAGCAUUGGCCGUCAAAUGUCAGGAACACCUUCUUUGUACCGUCACUGAAAUGAUCGAUGGCAACAGCACCUGUGUUGAACCAUUCUCUUUGGCUGAGGGUUCCGUUUGCUCUACUAAUAACCAGAAUCUCCAAGGCGUCAAUGGUAUGUUUUUGUCACCUUGCAAGGCAUCGGUUUGCAAUGGUACCCAAUGUGUCGUUCCCCAAUGGACCAUGCCAAGCAUGAAUUGCUCCGACAAUGAAACUAAUCCAAUGGGAUGUGGUCAAUUCGAGUCGUGUACUUGCACCAAUGACACCUACAGUGGUGUAUGUGAUGCAGAGUUUACCCCCACAUCUGAUGUCUUCUCGCAAUGCACUCAAAUGUCAUCAGACUUUAUCCAAUGUGCCGUCGACAAUAAGUGCCAGUCCAUGUACCAAGCCUCGCUCUUGCCAUCGUCUUGUAUCAUGGAGAACUGUGGCUCCCACGUCUGCGACAUUCAGGCCAAGUGUAUCUAUGCCUCACCAAACCAAGCUCCAAUGUGCUCAGAGGCUGGUUUCUCUUUGGACAAGUAUGGUGUAUGUCAGAAUCAUGCUAGUGCUGCAGACUCGAUCCGUGUCGUCUCUUCUCUUUCAUUUAACGAAAAUUUUAAUAUAAAUAAAAUUGAGAGUAGAACAAGAAUAUCAUGGGCAAAGGAAGCAGUAACAAAAAAAGAUCAAUAA
Messenger RNA from Cavenderia fasciculata, 1299 nucleotides. RefSeq lists its product as uncharacterized. NCBI's taxonomy places the organism in Eukaryota, Evosea, Eumycetozoa, Acytosteliales, Cavenderiaceae. The coding region runs from base 1 to 1299 and encodes 432 amino acids. The record is from RefSeq and is a predicted model, not a curated record. The transcript has 5 exons.